Molecule: messenger RNA, 1125 nt
Organism: Sphaerodactylus townsendi
Lineage: Eukaryota; Metazoa; Chordata; Lepidosauria; Squamata; Sphaerodactylidae
Product: olfactory receptor 6N1-like
Exons: 2
Coding region: 70-1125 (351 amino acids)
Biological process (GO): G protein-coupled receptor signaling pathway
Cellular component (GO): membrane
Molecular function (GO): olfactory receptor activity; G protein-coupled receptor activity
Source: RefSeq, a predicted model, not a curated record
AACAUUUUGUUGGUUCAAUUAUUAUCAGAAUUGCAGUCUUCCAACUUACAGGGUGUUCUAGCUCUAAGGAUGCACCUGACAAACCCAGAAGGAAGAAACCAGUCAGCCCCUGAGGCAUUUAUUCUCCUGGACUUCAACACUGAGGAUCCACAGAUUUUACUUUUUAUCCUUUUUUUAGCGGUUUAUCUUGUAACAAUGGCAGGCAACAUCCUCAUCAUUAUUUUAGUCGCCUUUGACCCACACCUUCACACACCCAUGUACUUCUUCUUGGGGAACCUUUCCUGUUUGGAGACCUGCUACAGUUCAACUAUCCUGCCCAGGAUGCUGUUUGCUUUUCUGAGUGAGGAAAGAACCAUAUCUGUUGGCGCAUGCCUGGCCCAAUUGUAUUUGUUUGGAUUUUUUGCAGCCACUGAAUGUUACUUCCUAGCAGUCAUGUCUUAUGAUCGCUAUUUAGCCAUUUGCAAGCCAUUGCAUUAUGUGUUGCUCAUGAAUGGCAGAACGUGCAUUCUGCUGAUUGCUGUGUCCUGGAUAGGUGGAUCUCUGGGUAUCAGCAUCCUAAUAUUCUUGGUGUCUCGGUUGACUUUUUGUGGGCCCAAUAAAAUCAACCAUUUCUUCUGCGAUUUCACCCCAGUGGUAAUGCUCUCUUGCACUGAUACUCAUUUGGUUGAAAUGACAUCCUUCAUCAUCUCCUCUAUUGGUACUCUGCCUCCCCUUCUGAUCACCCUCGCCUCUUAUGUGUGCAUCAUCAAUAGCAUUUUACAAAUCCCAUGCGCUACAGGGAAACAAAAAGCCUUCUCCACUUGCUCCUCACACCUCACAGUGGUGUCUUGCUUCUAUGGCUCUCUGAUGAUUGUCUACGUCUUACCGGAUAGCAGUUCAUUGAGUGAGAUGAAGAAAUUGUUCUCUCUCUUCUACACUCUUCUCACCCCUCUGCUGAAUCCGCUCAUAUACAGUUUGAGGAAUAAAGAGGUAAAGGAAGCAGUGAGGAAUAGCUUCAGAAAGUUUCACAGACUCAAAAUCCAAAAGACAAGGAGCUUUGAAACUGACUGUUUUAAGACGGUUGAUUAUGAAUACGCUUGCUUGAAAUAUAUCGUUUUAAUGUGUCAUGGGAGCAGGACCCUUUAA